Molecule: messenger RNA, 4174 nt
Organism: Candoia aspera
Lineage: Eukaryota; Metazoa; Chordata; Lepidosauria; Squamata; Candoiidae
Gene: KIF4A
Product: kinesin family member 4A
Exons: 30
Coding region: 421-4098 (1225 amino acids)
Biological process (GO): spindle elongation; mitotic spindle organization; microtubule-based movement
Cellular component (GO): microtubule associated complex
Molecular function (GO): microtubule binding; ATP binding; microtubule motor activity
Source: RefSeq, a predicted model, not a curated record
GAUCUCCACUUCACCAUGAGGGACCUAGCCCUUAUUUUGGGAAUGGUUGGUUUAUUCCUUUAUGAGGCCCACUGAAUUCAGUAAGAAUAUAGGGUUGCAGCCUUAGGGCUUAAAAGUUACUUUGUGUUUUUCCAAAUACUGACUGGAGCAGCUCAUUCAAAAGAUUAGAAAGCUUUUUAAUUCUCUUGCCUUUGUACUAGGCCUAGAAUUUACUUUUUUAAAAAAACAAGUCCUAAUACUGUAAAAAAAUCAUUAUGAGUUUUUGGACACAGGGUUUCUCCUUGCUAUACAGUUGAUCAUUACCAACCUAUACACGGAUGGUUAUGUUUGGAAGGUGUUGCUUGCUGCAAAAAAACAGCUACAUACAUUUUUGGUGUCUCCUAACAUUUGUGAUUUCUUUUAGGAAGAUAACAAUAUAAAAUGCCUAAAGAGGAAGACCGGGUAAUCCCGGUGAAGGUGGCACUGAGAUGCCGCCCGCUCGUUCCAAAAGAAAUUUCUGAGGGCUGUCAGAUGUGUUUGUCUUUUGUCCCUGGAGAACCACAGGUGGUUCUCGGCAAGGACAAACCAUUCACAUAUGAUUAUGUGUUUGACCCAUCAACUGAGCAGGAGGAAGUGUUCAAUACCUGCAUUGCCCCCCUUGUAAGGGGUAUUUUCUCUGGAUACAAUGCCACGGUCCUGGCCUAUGGGCAGACAGGCUCCGGGAAGACCUAUUCCAUGGGUGGGGCUUACACCGCUGACCAGGAGAACGAUCCCACGGUGGGAGCCAUUCCCCGGGUGAUAGCGCUUCUGUUCCGAGAAAUGAAGCAAAAGCUGCAGUGGCACUUCGCCUUGAAGGUCUCCUACCUGGAGAUCUACAACGAAGACAUCUUGGACCUCCUGGCACCAGGCAAAGAACGGACUUCUCAAAUCAGCAUUCGUGAAGACCCCAAGGAAGGCAUUAAGAUUGUGGGUCUAACGGAGCACACCGUGUCAAGCGCGAGAGAGACCGUCCUCUGCCUGGAACAAGGCAACAACUCCCGGACGGUGGCGGCCACGGCGAUGAACACGCAGUCAUCCCGCUCCCAUGCCAUCUUUACAGUGUCUGUGGAGCAGAAAAGCAAGACUGAUGCGAACGUCAGCUUUCGUUCGAAACUGCAUCUGGUCGACCUGGCUGGUUCGGAGAGGCAAAAGAAGACAAAAGCUGAAGGGGAUCGUCUGCGAGAAGGAAUCAACAUCAACAAAGGGCUGCUUUGCCUGGGGAACGUCAUCAGCGCUCUUGGGGACGAAACCAAGAAAGGCACGUUUGUCCCUUAUCGGGACUCCAAGCUAACCCGGCUCUUGCAAGAUUCCUUGGGUGGCAACAGCCACACCCUGAUGAUUGCCUGCGUGAGCCCAGCAGAUUCCAACCUUGAGGAGACAUUGAACACCCUCCGCUACGCGGACCGCGCCAGAAGAAUAAAGAACAAGCCAAUCGUGAACAUUGAUCCUCAAGCUGCUGAGAUCAGCCGGUUGAGGCUGCAGGUACAGGAGUUGCAAGUCUUACUGCUCCAAGCCCAUGGGGGAACCCUGCCGGUGUCUCUUCGGGCUGAGCCUGCGGAGAACCUCCAGUCUCUGAUGGAGAAAAACCACUCGCUCCUGGAGGAGAAUGAAAAACUCAGCCGCAGCUUGAGCGAAGCAGCCGGUCAGAUUGCCCAGAUGCUGGAGAGGAUCAUUGUGACAGAGCAGCAGAAUGAAAGGAUCGGCCUGAAGCUGGAGGAGCUCCAAGACCAUGCGGCGCUGAAGCUCGACCUGCGGAAGCUGCUCGAGCCCCUGGAGGAUGAAGAGCUGAAAGAGCGCCUGGAGCUGUUUGGCCACUUACAGCAGACGAUCGCCCAGCUGCCGAAUGAAAAUCCUCCUGCUAUUGCGGACGUGGACAUAACAGAGCAGAAUUCUGAUCCUGCUUCCGCAGGAGACCUGGGGGCCCCGCAGUCUUCCGAGGACUACGCUGCCCAGCAUGCUCUCCAGCAAGCCCAGAUGUCAAAGGAGCUGCUUGAACUCAACCAAGCCCUCGCUCUCAAGGAGGCCCUGGCUCGGAAGCUCUCCCAGAGCGACCGCCAGCUGGAACCCAUCCAGUGCCAGUCCCAGAUCAACAUCGAGAACCUAGAAGUGGAGGUUGCCAAGCUGCAGAAGGAGAAGGAAGACUUGGUCCUUGCCCUUCACAUGACAAAGAAAGAUGUCACUCAAGCCAAGCUGAGCGAGCGUCGCCGGAAGCGCCUCCAGGAGCUGGAAGGGGAGAUGACGGAUCUGAAGAAGAAGCUGAAGGAGCAGUCGAAGCUUCUGAAAAUGAAAGAGUCCAGCGAGCAGACGGUGUGCAAGCUGCACCAGGAGAUCCAGGCAAUGAAGAACCAGCGCAUCCAGCUGAUCCGGCAGAUGAAAGAAGAUGCUGAGAAAUUCCGGCAGUGGAAGCAGCAGAAGGACAAGGAAGUCAUCCAGCUGAAGGCCCAGGAUCGCAAGAGGCAGUACGAACUCGUCAAGCUGGAGCAAGACUUUCAGAAACAAGCCACCGUCCUCCGACGGAAAGCGGAAGAAGCUGCUGCAGCCAACAAACGCUUGAAGGAGGCUCUCCAGAAGCAGCAAGAAGCGGCCGCUAAACGCAAGGAGAACCAGAACCGCGGAUUCGAGGGGGCGGCUUCCCGGGUGAAGAACUGGCUCGUGAAUGAAGUCGAGGUCCUUGUGAGCAUAGAAGAGGCUCGACGCCACCUGGACGACCUCCUGGAUGACCGCAAAACUUUGGCCAAGGAGAUUGCACUGCUGAAAGAGAAGCAGGAGACCGGGGAGAACCUGCCCUCUAAAUACAAGAGACGCACGUUUUCGUAUAAAGCCGUGGAGGCCAACCAUUCCAUCGGCAAGCAGAUAGAGAGCCUGGAGACGGAGAUGGAGCUCCGGAGCGCCCAGAUUGCGGAUCUGCAGCAGAAGCUGCUGGAUGCAGAGACUGGGGACCGGGCCAAGCAGCGCUGGGACAGCAUCGCCACCAUCCCGGAAGCCAAGUGCGCCAUCAAGUACCUGAUUGGCGAACUGGUCUCCUCCAAAGUGGAAGAUGGGAAGUUGGAGAGUCGCCUGCAGCAGAGCAAAACCACCUGUGCCGACGUGCACAAAAUGCUGCUGGAGGAGCGGAAGGCGGCCGCUGACGCAGAAGCAAAGCUCGAGAGGCAGCUCGUCCAGAUGGAGCAGGAUCAUCAGGAGAAGAUUCUCUACCUGCUCGGCCAAAUCCAGCACAAGAAAGAAGCUGAGAAAAGGCUUGAAACUUCCAUGUCGGAACGGGAGCAGCAUCUUCUCGAGCGACUCAAAUUCCAGGACGAAGAGCUCGGAAAGAUGAAAGAAGUCUUUGAGAAGAACCAGGAGCUCUGCAAAGAGCUGGAAGUGGUCAAGCAGAAGCUGAAGAUCCUUCAGGCUGCCGGCGGCCAGAAAAUGUAUAAAGUUGAGACAGCCCUUGGAGAUGCCCCCGAGUCUCCCUUUGAUUACAUCCCACCCAAGCCAAAGCCCCGCCGGCCAACCUGCACAAGGCCUAAAUCAGAGAUGGCAGCAGAAGAAUCGUCCUCUGAAUCAGAUGAGACGGAAGAAGAAGGGGAGGAUGCUGAGUGGGUGCCUGCCAAAAUCGCCAGAGGACUCAGGAAGAGCAUUUUAGGGUGCACCUGCCGAGGCCACUGCAGAAACAAGCAGUGCGGCUGCCGGAAACAGAAACUUGCCUGCUCGCAGGAUUGUCGCUGUGAGGCAGAAAAGUGUCAGAACCGGGACAGCUGCGUCUUGGAAGGGGUGCUCACCGACGAGCAGAUGGGCGGCCUCCAAGACACCGCCUUCAACCUGGAAGAUCCCACCCAGGUGGCCCGAGGGGACACUUUCUUCGAGCCUCCCGCCAUCGCACCGACAAAAAAGGUCCUGGAGGACACGAUGGAGCUGGAGGCCUCGGCCCCCCAGAACGGCGUCCCGGCCUCGUUCCUGCCCCUGCGCCCCAUGGAGGCCGGCCAGCCCCUGCUGCCGAUAAUGAAGAAACGCCGGACGCGCCUCCUGAGCACCAGCCGCUUCUUCUCGGGGUGCACCCCGAUCAAAGAGGGGCUUGCAGAGGAGAAAGGGGAGAAAUGAGCAAAGCGAGCCGUUCUUUUAGCGUGUAUAGUUGUUUUAGAAUGUAUAGAUUUUUUGAAUAAACGUUGGCAACAUA